Cladophialophora carrionii CBS 160.54 is the source of this 369-nucleotide messenger RNA. RefSeq lists its product as uncharacterized. The transcript has 2 exons. Gene Ontology annotation, molecular function: transcription corepressor activity. The record is from RefSeq and is a predicted model, not a curated record. Bases 1 to 369 code for a protein of 122 amino acids. Lineage: Eukaryota; Fungi; Ascomycota; Eurotiomycetes; Chaetothyriales; Herpotrichiellaceae.
AUGUACCAAUUUCAACAACAGACGUCCCCGUCGACACCUACCCCGCCACCCCUUCCCGGCGGAUUCAACACCAGCCCGGCCCUCUCGGCGCAUCACGCCAACACCACGCACGUCCCACCGCCGCCGCCGCCGGCGUCGUCAGAGACAGGCCAAGAAGCCACGACGAAGCUCGCCGAGGCGAUUGACGACUUUCUGGGCGACUUGGAGAAGAAAUUCAAGGGUAUCAGUGACGAGAUCCUCACCAAGCUGGACGAUAUGGCGGAGCGGUGUGAUCGGUUGGAGCAGGAGAUGUUGGUGAGAGAGACGAGCAGUCAUGCGCUGGAGGGCGUCGGGUCCAAGGGCCCGGGCAGUCAGGCUGGGUCGGGGUGA